Penicillium canescens is the source of this 1393-nucleotide messenger RNA. RefSeq lists its product as uncharacterized. The coding region runs from base 246 to 1145 and encodes 299 amino acids. NCBI's taxonomy places the organism in Eukaryota, Fungi, Ascomycota, Eurotiomycetes, Eurotiales, Aspergillaceae. The transcript has 3 exons. The record is from RefSeq and is a predicted model, not a curated record.
CUUGUUCUUAAAGCUUGCCUGCCCAGUGACUUCACACUUUACACUCAAUCACUCAAUCCAUUCAACUUUCAUCAAUCGCUCCAUUAACACCUGAAUCUAUCUGCCUAAGGCUUUAACCCUCCUCUUUCACUAUACCUACUUCAGCUCCGUAUCAUCUUCCAUUAUCACGCCUCACGUCUAUCCCGUCCACACUCUACACCACAUCACUAUCCAUCGAUAUCUGAAUUAAACCAAGACAAUCAAUCAUGGAGACCGUCAACAAAUACGUCAACGCUGCUUCGACCGCCAUCUGGGGCGAGCACGGCUCCUCAAGCACCCAGCAAAAUCUCCAACAUGGCGAGGAACCCAUCUCUGGUGUCCAGGGCAAAGGAGCUGCCACAGACCCCUAUGACGCCGGUAACCGCGAGGAACAACCCGGCGCAGUAAACGCCGACGGCAACACAGUCCCGCAAGAACCAAAUCUAGGCGGCAAACAACAGACUUUCGAAGAAGCAGCCGUAACAUCAGUUCCAGCCCCCGCCAAAUCCACCCUCGACAACAACAACACAACCGGUGUCAUCGACCCAAAUGCCAGCAUCGCCGAACCAAUUACUAGCAACAACACCAACACAACUUUGAGCACAGGCACAGGCGUCAUCGACCCUGACGCCAGUAUCGCCAAGCCACUUACUGGUAACAACACAUCCACCGCUGCCACCAGCGCCGAAGCUACACAACCUCUCCCAGGCCUAGGAGCAGGCAGUUCCUCUGAGCCCAGCAAUAGUACCGACAACACCACACCUACCAAGGAGCAGCGCAGUGCCUCUGAAACUCAGCAGGGUGGUAGCAGUAACAGUACCGGCAACGCUGUCGCCUCGGAAUCUGCACCCAAGGGUAACUCCCACUCUCACGCGAGCGAGGAGGCUCUCAGGGGUCCACAGGGCCCGGCACCUAAGUCUGCUGAGGAGUUCAUGAAAGAAACUAAGAGGAAGGGGUCCGUAGUUAAGGAGAUGGACAAUACGAAGAAGAGAACCUCAAGUGACUCCAAGCAUAGCAACAAGUCCGAACAUUCUUCCCAGGAUAGCGGGAAGAGUAACGGGAAGAACGGUGCCAUGUCGAAGAUGAAAGAGGAGAUUAAGAAGCAUCUCCACCAUUCAAGCAAAUAGGUGUAUCAUUGUUGUUUUCGGUACUAUCGAAAAGCAGCUGUGCCUUUGUCCUUGCUUUGAUUUUGGGGGGAUACAUAUGUUCACCCUGUGUAGGAUAAUUUUCUUUGGGAAUUUUAGUUGGACUUUUUCGGCUGUUUGAUAUCACUUGCGGGUGUGUUUCUUUGGCUUGUUUUAUCAUUAUCCAAUCACGUUUUCUUCUUCUGUACUCGUCUACUUCGUAUAUAUGAAUUGGAUAUUGCUAAUGGGAG